Molecule: messenger RNA, 620 nt
Organism: Paramecium sonneborni
Lineage: Eukaryota; Ciliophora; Oligohymenophorea; Peniculida; Parameciidae
Source: the annotation of a GenBank genome assembly
AUAAAUAUGAGAAUUGAAAAAUGUUAUUUUUGCUCUGGUCCUAUCUAUCCAGGCCAUGGAAUAGUAUUUGUUAGAAAUGAUAGCAAAGUAUAAAUAAUAAUAAUAAUAAAUAGAUGUUUAGAUUUUGCAGAUCCAAAUGUCAUCGACACUUUAAAGCAUAACACAAUCCAAGAAAAACAAGAUGGACUAAAGCUUUUAGAAAAGCUGCUGGAAAAGAGAUGACUAAUGAUAGUAUCUUUGAAUUUGAACAAAAGAGAAAUGAACCGUUGAAAUAUAAUAGAGAUUUAUACAUUAACACAGUUUAAGCCAUGAAAAAAAUAGAUAAAAUUAGAUUAAAAAGAGAAAAUAAUUUUUGGAAAAAUAGGUAUAAAUUUAAGUAAUAUUCUUAGAUUAAGAGCAUAAAGGAAGUAGAAUCUUGAUAAUGUCGAAACAGAAUUAGCAAAGAAUAUUAAUUUAGUAUCAGAUAAAUCAGUUAAAGAAAUUAUCAAAUAAAAAGCUGUAGAAAAAGCUUAAAUAAAAGCAUAGAAGCAAAAAAAAUAAAAAAAGUAAGAUAUGGUAGUAGAGGAAGCUUGACUUAAUUAUUUGUGCUUAAAUAAAUAUAAUUUCAUAAUUUAUUGGAA